Messenger RNA from Anthostomella pinea, 954 nucleotides. NCBI's taxonomy places the organism in Eukaryota, Fungi, Ascomycota, Sordariomycetes, Xylariales, Xylariaceae. The record is from the annotation of a GenBank genome assembly.
AUGGAAGAAUCACGGCUCAUCCCCUUCGGCCCCGAUGCUACUUGCACGUUGGACACAUGUCCCCUCGAAUGGUCCGUCCUCCAGUAUCGCCCGUCCCUGGCCACCAACGUCACCUUCAUAUGCAUAUACUUCAACCUGAUGUGUAUCCACCUCUGGCUCGGCAUCCGAUGGAAGAGCUGGUGGUUCACGGGCUGCGUGGUCGUUGGCACCGCGUACAACAUCAUUGGGUAUGGCGGCCGCAUCAUGCUCUACCAGAACCCCUUCAGUUUCAACGGGUUUCUGCUUCAGAUCAUAUGUGUCGGUUCAGCACCAGUCUUCUACUCGGCGGCUAUAUAUGUCACGAUGAAGCAGAUUGUCGUGAACCUUGACCCAUCCAUCUCGCGUCUCAGACCGAAUCUGUAUUAUAUCAUCUUCAUCAUUUGUGAUGUUGGGGCCUUGGUCCUUCAGGCGGUCGGAGGUGCCCUGUCAACCACGACAAAGGGAUCAAGCAACGUAGCCGUUGACAUAUCCCUCGUCGGACUGAGCUUCCAAGUCUUCACCACGUGCUGUUUCUGCAGCCUGCUCGCCGAAUACCUGAUCAGGUACUUCAAGACGAAGAAGCCGCCCGGCGGCAGCAGCGGCAGCGGCAGCGUCGGCACGCGUCUGAAGCUCUUCCUCUGCUUCUUGGGGUUUGCGGUGCUGCUCAUCCUCGCGCGAUGCGCCUACCGGGUGGCCGAGCUCAACCAGGGAUACACGGGCGGGCUGAUCCACGACCAGCCUCUGUUUAUCGGAUUGGAGGGCGUGUUGAUCGUGCUGGCUGUCUCGUCCCUGUGCAUCGGGCACCCUGGCUUUGUGUUUAAGCCGUCUGGGAGGGGGCUGAAGGGGCUGCCUGGAAAUCAUGUCGAGGAGCAUGGGGAUGUUAUGCUCGCGGAUAGGAAGUCUCCGUCGAGCGAUCAACCUCGGCCGUUCGUCUGA